This is a messenger RNA of Passer domesticus (house sparrow), 3733 nucleotides long. RefSeq names its product coiled-coil domain containing 148 (gene CCDC148). Lineage: Eukaryota; Metazoa; Chordata; Aves; Passeriformes; Passeridae. The record is from RefSeq and is a predicted model, not a curated record. The coding region runs from base 1598 to 3478 and encodes 626 amino acids. The transcript is spliced from 14 exons.
UUAUGAAUAAAUGGCAAUGCUGUUGCUAUAAAAUAAUUUCAAGAGCAUGUUGACUUUACAUACAAAAGUACUUAAACUUUUGUUUCUUAGUUUUUGUAAACUUGGUUUUAGAAUUGGUUUGCAGAUGUAACUAUUUUCAAAUUGCUUUCAAUACAGUAUUCUGUUUGCUUAAGUCUGAUUUCAUAUAAGAGUUUUCAUAUUGUAACAAGAGAAAGAAGUAACAGUAACAUGUUUUAUGAAAUAGAGGAAACUAUAAGUAACUUUUCAAGUGUGAAAGUAUGUAAGCAAUAAAAGUGAGACAUUAUCUUUGGUGCAGAAGUGUGGCCACGUUUCUCUUCCCAGACAGAAGCAGGGCACAAUUCUUCCCAAGGAUUUCUGAAUCUCAGAGAAAGGAGAAACACAAUUCUUAUUUCAUUUGCUGUGUCUGUGUUGUGCUGACGUAGAAUACAGUAUGAGGACUGUUUAUCCAAAGUGGUGGUGUUUUGUUCCCUACCAGGACCUACCAGGACCCAAGAGUGUGUGUGUGUUGUGUCAGACUGGGGGCCAAAAGUCACGAGAGAGUCACAAAAUGAGUGUAGUUCUGUGCAGUGGUGAGCAGAGUGAGUGCUUGGCUGAUUCAGUUUAGAUGUAAUGAAGUGAUUAAUUAGCCUUUAAUAAAAUGGAGUCAUAUGCAUCAUUGUCUCCCCUUUGCUGGGAGUUGCCUUUGAUUCGGUACAAAACUAUUGAACGCAGAGAUUGAAAGCAUGGAGCACGUGUGUUCCAGCUCCAGCACGGGCCCAGGUGCAGCUCCUGGGAACACCUGGUGGCACAGGCACAGGCACACGGUGUCCCCACAGCCCCUUUUGCAGCCUCUCCCCCAGUGGCAGCCCCGGGCAGGCGUGGUGCCAGCACGAAGGACCAGCCACCAGGAGCCAGGACAUGCCCCCAGAGGCACUGGGUGAGACUCGGGCUCGCCUGAUGUGUGCUCCCCGUGCCCAAAGCAGGAUUCCAGCUCUGUCGUGGGCGGCUGAGGGACCGUGGCUGCAGAGUUCUCCAGCCCUUCCUUGUGUGUGUGAGUGCUGCGAGGAGCAGUCCUCCGCCUGUGCUGCUGGUGUCCCCAGCCCAGCCGGGGCAGCGGGGGGACACGCCGGGGGACGCUGCUGUCUCUGGGCGUGCGUGUGAACACGGAGGGGUCAGGGCGGGUCUGGGCAGCCUUGCCCCGGGCAGGAAAGGUGCACGUUGGUUCCACCCGAGCCAAGUGGAGUCCCAGCAGUUUCCACUCAAAACGUCAUUCCUUUGCUGAACUAGAUGGAGUGAGAUCUUUAUUCAUUUCUCCCUGUUAUGAGCUAACACAAGGGUUUCUCUUGUAUUUUUUUGCCUUGCUGCUGUUUUGCCAUAGGACAUUGUAUCUGUGUGAGGGGGAAGCUGAGGAGGGGAAAAAGGGUCAGUGCAGGAGCUGUGGGAGCUGCUGGGUGCAGAUCUGGAGGAAAGGGAUGGCAAGGGAGCACCGAGGCAGAGUGGAAAGGAGCUUUGCCCUCAGCACACACCGAGCUCAGACAGUCACAGUGGCAGCAGGAUUAAAAAAGCAGAGCAACUUUCAAAAAUUAGCAAAGAGCAAAUGCUGCUGAAACAGCAUCGCCAGGUGUGGUGGCAAGAGUAUAAAAGACUGAGUGAGAGCAGGCAAAAAGCAGAAGAAGAAAUGAAGACUUUUCUAGAUGAAGAAAGCCAUAAGAAUAGCAUUUUUUUUGAUUUGAGGGAACUGGAGCAGAAAUUGUCCAAGGAGUGGGACACAUAUCAAACCAACGCUUUAGUUCCUGUCUGGCAGCUAAAGGAGGAUUUGAAACUCAAGCUGUCUCAAGUGCAGCGUUACCUCUCAAAAGAAUCUUGUCAGAAACCCAAGAUCAAUUCAGCUGAAGUGUUACAGCAGAUCAAAUUUAUGAAGAAUCAACAGAAGGCAAUUUUGGAAGGUCUCAUCCUUGAAAGUCUGGCUUUGGAAAGAGAGCUCGAAGAGCACAAAGAAAAUGCAUUAGUGCACCCUUCUGAAGAGAAAAACGGGCUUUUCCUUGAGGUUCCCCCCGAGCUGCAGUCUCUGGAAUGCCCCUACCCCGAGCUGAAGGCCUUGGUGGUGCAGGAGUACCAGGAGCUGGCCAGCGGGCACCGGGUGAAGCUUCAGCAGGUGCAGCAGCAGCUGGAAGCUCUGUGCAGGAACAGUGACUGGAAGGAAGAAGAUCAGUGGGUCUUCCAGACUGUUAUCAAUCAGUACCCAAGUGAUCUCCAGAGGAGGAGGACUUUGUACCUGGAUAUGCUGCAGAGGUAUCUUCCCCACAAAUCCAGGCAGGAGCUGGUUGCUCAUGAGAAGGCUUUGGAUCACUGCCAUUCCAUCAGGAACCAGCACAGAGUCCUGCUGUCAGCCUGGGCUCAGCUUAGGAAAGCCUUUGUCCUCAGGGCCCUGGCGACUGCUGCUGAGGCUGCUGCUGCUCAUGAGGCAGAAGUGGUGCUGGCUGACUCCAGGCAAAAGCAGCUGGAGAUCUGUGCUGACCUGAAAGCAAAGAACAGAAAGAUGUUCCCAGUAAUGCUGGAUGAGGAAAGAGAGGACCUGCAAGGACAAGCUGUGAGAAAUAAACUGUUCACACACUGCCCUGAGCAAAGCUUGAUGUGCUGUCAGCCCCAGGGAACUGACACUGCUCCUCUUCUGGAUCCUGACUUUUACCAGUGCUCAUCCCAGCCCUCACUGAAACUGGUUCUACAGUGGAAGGCACAGCAGGAAGAAGCUGCUAAACUAGAAGCUGCUGUAGCUGCCAGAAGAAAAGAAAAGGAAGAUGAGAGAGAAAGGCUACAGAGAGAACAGGAAACCAUCCGUAGAGCUCAGGAUAAAGAGAAACUGAAAAAAUACUGGGCUGAGAAAGAGCGCAAGUGGCAAGAACAGGAGGAGAGAGAUCUACAACAGCUGGAGGAAUUGAGAAAAUUAAUGGCUGAACAAGCAGCCAAAGACAGAGAAAGGGUGCAGUUCCGACGAGCCGUGCUGGAGAAGCGGCUGCUGCAGAGGAAGGAGCUGGCGCUGCUGCAGGCCCGGCAGCAGCAGCAGCAGGAGAAGCGCCUGGACGCGCUCCGGCAGCAGGUUGCCAUUGUGGCAAAAUUAGAUCCAGCCAGAGCAGUGGCUGACACGGUGGCGUCAAAAGCUCGGAUGGGCAUUGGAGCCAGGGACGAGUCUGAGCUGCAGCAGCCCCUGUUCAGGCUGCACACCUACAGUGAAGAGCAGACAGGUUUGGUGCUGCUCAGGCUGCAGUGUGUGAUCCCCACCCAGCACAUCCCAUGCUCCUUCCCAGUGCUGCAGGGGCUGUGGAUCAUGUUCCCAGUGCUGGUGUCCAGCAGCUCUGGGCACUGGGGAGGUGAUGCUGGAACUGGAAGCAACGUGUUGCUCUUCCUUGUGCUUCCAGUGCAGUCCCACUGCAGACCAUGGAACAGGGACUGGAAAGAGGCUUACAAAUUUGUCAGAUAAACUUUUGACAAAUUCCAGAAGUAAUUUCCCUCAGAUUAAUUGUCGUUCUGGCAAAUGGAAGUGGCACUGCCACGUAAGCACAAGGUGACACUGAGAAAAAUCAUACAGGCGUUUGAAGCACUUGGAUUCUGUAGGAACAGCCAGGAAGAGAUUGGAGUCUGUGCUGCACUUGGGGCUGUGUGCAUGGAGAACAUGGGGGAAGGCAGCAGCUCCUCAGGGAGCUUUUUGGCUCCUAUUGAUCAUUGCUGUGUUUUU